Brassica rapa (field mustard) is the source of this 622-nucleotide messenger RNA. Its product is annotated as protein METHYLENE BLUE SENSITIVITY 2-like. The record is from RefSeq and is a predicted model, not a curated record. NCBI's taxonomy places the organism in Eukaryota, Viridiplantae, Streptophyta, Magnoliopsida, Brassicales, Brassicaceae.
AAACGUGCUGAUAAAUAAUCUCGCAUCGAGCCUCUCGCCCCCGCCCCUCUCUCAAAUCCUUUCGUCUCUCCAAUCAAACGAAUUAGGGUUAGGGUUCCCAUCUCCGCCGCCAAUCAAACGAUGACAGGCAAGGCGAAGCCGAAGAAGCACACGGCGAAGGAGCUCCAGGCGAAAGCCGACGCAGCGCUGACCAACAGAGGAGGAGGUAAAGCUGGGCUCGCCGACCGGACCGGGAAGGAGAAAGGAGGCCACGCGAAGUACGAGUGUCCUCACUGCAAGAUCACGGCGCCUGAUCUGAAGACGAUGCAGAUCCAUCACGAGUCGAAGCAUCCGAAGCUGCCUUACGAGGAGCCGAAGAAUCUCCACGAGGUUCUUGCUGCUCCUGAAUCGUCCAAACCUAAACCUGGAAUCAGAGGAAGCCUCAAGAAGUGAUCUUGGUGAUUUGUAUCGAUUUCCUUUUUUUAAUUUAUAAAAUUGUGAUCUUUAUUUUGGGUUUUCUAUGUGAUAAAAUGAAAAAAAACUGCAACGAUGCUUGCUAUUAUAUAAAAAGGUUACUGAUAUCUAUUAUGAAUCUUCUGUUUUUAAUUAUGUAUUGUUUUAUAUUUAGCUGAAAAUUCUCUCA